This is a messenger RNA of Macrosteles quadrilineatus (aster leafhopper), 1697 nucleotides long. RefSeq names its product zinc finger protein 708-like. The transcript is spliced from 2 exons. Bases 74 to 1105 code for a protein of 343 amino acids. The record is from RefSeq and is a predicted model, not a curated record. Gene Ontology annotation, cellular component: nucleus. Gene Ontology annotation, biological process: regulation of transcription by RNA polymerase II. Lineage: Eukaryota; Metazoa; Arthropoda; Insecta; Hemiptera; Cicadellidae. Gene Ontology annotation, molecular function: RNA polymerase II transcription regulatory region sequence-specific DNA binding; DNA-binding transcription factor activity, RNA polymerase II-specific.
UAGAUGUUUGACAUGUGAGAAAACAUUUAUUCAAAUAUCUCAUUUAAAGUAUCAUUUGUUUACACAUUCUGGGAUGUGUCCUUACAAGUGCACUACAUGUGGAAAAUCUUUCAAAACCACCAGCCUUUUGAAGAUACAUGCAUUGGUUCACACGGGAGAUCGACCUCAUCACUGCCCUACAUGUGGAAAAUCAUUCAAAUCCAAGGGAGAUAUGAAUAAACAUACUUUGGUUCACACGGGAGAGCGAACUCACAAGUGCACUACAUGUGGAAAAUCAUUCAAAUCCAAGGGAGAUAUGAAGAAACAUACUUUGGUUCACACGGGAGAGCGACCUCACAAGUGCACUACAUGUGGAAAAUCAUUCAAAUCCAAGGGAGAUAUGAAGAAACAUACAUUGGUUCACACAGGAAAUGGACCUCAUAAGUGCACUACAUGUGGAAAAUCCUUCCAAACCAGUAAAAAUAUGAAGAGACAUACAUUGGUUCACACGGGAGAGCGACCUCAUCAGUGCCCUACAUGUGGAAAAUCCUUCCGAAACAGCAAAAAUAUGAAGAAACAUACAUUGAUGAAGAGACAUACAUUGGUUCACACGGGAGAGCGACCUCAUCAGUGCCCUACAUGUGGAAAAUCAUUCAAAUCCAAGGGAGAUAUGAAGAAACAUACAUUGGUUCACACGGGAGAGCGACCUCAUCAGUGCACAACAUGUGGAAAAUCCUUCCGAAACAGCAAAAAUAUGAAGAAACAUACAUUGGUUCACACGGGAGAGCGACCUCAUCAGUGCCCUACAUGUGGAAAAUCAUUCAAAUCCAAGGAAAAUAUGAAGAGACAUACAUUGGUUCACACGGGAGAGCGGCCUCAUCAGUGCCCUACAUGUGGAAAAUCAUUCACAUCCAAGGAAAAUAUGAAGAGACAUACAUUGGUUCACACGGGAGAGCGACCUCAUCAGUGCACAACAUGUGGAAAAUCCUUCCAAAACAGCAAAAAUAUGAAGAAACAUACAUUGGUUCACACGGGAGAGCGACCUCAUCAGUGCCCUACAUGUGGAAAAUCAUUCAAAUCCAAGGAAAAUAUGAAGAGACAUACAUUGGUUCACAAAGGAGAGUGACCUCAUUAGUGCUCUACAUGUGGAAAAUCAUUCAAAUCCAAGGAAGAUAUGAAGAAACAUACAUUUGUUCACAUGGAAGAGCGAUCUCAUAAGUGCUCUACAUGUGGAAAAUCCUUUAAAUCCAAGGAAGUUAUGAAGAGACAUACAUUGGUUCACACGAGAGAUGAUUUUUACCCCUUGACGGGUUUUGGGUCGUUAAAGCACAUCAACACAUGCAUAUUUAAAACUUGUCAAGCCAUUUAAUAACCUACAACAUUGUAGCAGUAUUUUUUUUGCCAAGCAGCUUCUUUUUCCUAUUGAUUCCCUUUUCUUUAAAUUGUUAUCUACUUGAGAAUUGUAUUUCGGCCAGAAAUUAUAUCACAACGUCUACGAUGAAAUAGACUACAAAAGACAAAAGAGACUUGAUAGGCACAACAUUUCUAAUACUUAUAGUUCGCAAACGUAUGGUUUUUACUAUCUAAUAAUGCUCUGUGGCUAAUGAAAUGGCAUAAUAUACAACAUUGAAUGACACCCCUGGUAUCUCUUCUUUUGGAAGAACCUUUAAAUAGUAUUAAAAUUGUAUUGGUGGAUCUUUAAUGGUUAAAAACUUCCG